Molecule: messenger RNA, 453 nt
Organism: Entamoeba nuttalli P19
Lineage: Eukaryota; Evosea; Mastigamoebida; Endamoebidae
Exons: 1
Coding region: 1-453 (150 amino acids)
Source: RefSeq, a predicted model, not a curated record
AUGGAGAGUGAACAAUGGUUAGACGUACCUCUUACACCAAAUAAUACUGUAAAUGAACUAAUUAUUGUUGUUUCUGAUGAACUUAGAAAAAAAGGAAUAACUCUUACCAAUGUCGUCUGUGAAAAUAACCAUUUCACAAUUAAACAAUUAAUGGAGUCUGGUAGAUUAGUUUGUCUUGAAGAAACAAUAAAAAAUGAAAGUAGACCAGAAACACCUUCUUCUUGCCAAACUGAUAAUACAAAAGAAAUCAAUGAACAAACUUCUCCGAUUGGAAGUUGCCAUUGUUGUAAAACAAGAAAAGAAAUUUAUUUCAUUUGUGAAAAAAAUAAAUACCAUAGAAUAUGUGAACGUUGUAUGAGAAAAUUCUCUGGUGUUACUGUUUGUCCUAUUUGCAACAAUAUUUGUACUUGUGCUAGUUGCAAAAGAAACUCAAAAAAAGGAGGAGACUGUUAA